Molecule: messenger RNA, 2605 nt
Organism: Arachis ipaensis
Lineage: Eukaryota; Viridiplantae; Streptophyta; Magnoliopsida; Fabales; Fabaceae
Source: RefSeq, a predicted model, not a curated record
UAACAGAAACCAGAUACAUAAAUUACGGGGGCUCAAACACUCAAAUAAUCCGCAAAAAAAGUGAUGUACAAUGGGCAAUAAUGGCGAUACAGUGAUCAUGGCGGGAGUAAAGGUUUUGAAGAACGCGAAUUCUCAUAAGGUGGUUAAGAGAAAAAUGCGGCCGAGGGCAUCAAAGAUAUCCGUUGCUCUCCUGAAUGUCAUCGAAGACGCAGAGAAGAACCUGAAGGUUCCACGAGUGAAGUCAUGGUUUCAAGGCAUUAAAGAUCUAUGCUAUGAGUUAAUUGGUGUUUCAGAAGAAUUUGAGCUACUGCAACAGGCGAAGAAGUUACACUUUCUAGGCCUCUCACUCCCCCCACGCCCCAAGAAGGGAAACCCUGAGGCGAGCAGCAUCAUUUGUGAUUUUGAGGCCUUAAUUGAAGAAGUCAGCGAGUUGCAACUUAGUUCGAGUCCGAAUUCAGUACCCAAGGAGGCUGAGCAACUUGGUUCGCGUUCGGAUCCAGCACCCGACGAGGCUGAGCCGGAGCCAUUAGAUCUGCAUUGGCCCGCAGUUCCCUCAAAUGACGAAGAACCCAUGAUUGGUCGAGAUGCUGAAAUUCAAGACUUAAUUAGAAAGUUGACUAAGGAAUCUCAUAGAUGCAUAUGUCUUGUUAGAGAAGAGGUUGGAAUGGGAACGACCGCGCUGGCCCGACAUGUCUACAACAGUACUCAAGUGAAAAGUAAAUUUCAUUUCAUGGCAUGGGUAACUGUCUCUCAACAAUUCAAUGUGAAGCGAAUUGUUAAGUCUAUGCUGGAAUUCGCUCCUGAAACACCAGAGAAAUACGCCGGCAAUGAAUUUGAAUUAUUGAAACUUGAGCUUCAUAAGUUCAUAGAGGACAGGGAACUCCUUCUUGUUCUGGAAGACGUCAGCCACCUAGAUUCGAACCACUUGUCAGAUCUAAUGAACGUGCUUCGUAGUUCCUUUCGCAGAAUUUUGAUUAUCUAGAGAUUCUGGACGGGAAGGCGAGGGCGCCUUGAGAUGCAAAUUGAAGAAAGAAAUGCAUGAAUUUAUCCAAGAUCUUGCGCGUAACGAAUGCCGCAUAAUGCUUCCUGGUGAAGAGUCCGGAGACAACGACGCUGUAACAGAGCCUGCUCGUUAUCGUCAUUUUACCCGUCAUUGUACCCUGUAUCUUGAAGAUAAAACCUCUUUCCUAGAUUCAAUUGACAAUGGAGGUAAACUCAAGGCAGAUAAGCUACACACUCUAAUGGUUUUGUCCAAGUUUUCCGACAUGGAUCCAACAAAUCUUGCCAACAGUCUACCUCGUAUGAAGAGGAUCAGGGCGUUGGAUUUGAGCGAUUGCCCAAUAGAAAAGCUUCCAUCGAAGGCAACUGAACUGCUACAUCUAAGGUACCUUAACCUGUCUUUCAAUCAUAAGCUAAAGGAGUUGCCUUCUGAAAUAAGUAAUUUGCUUAAUUUGCAAACUUUAAAUCUCAACGGAUGUAAAACUGAAAUUUCUGAAGCUACAAGAGCUGAUCUAAAGAACAAGGAAAAUCUGCUUGGCUUGGAACUGUGGUUUUCUAUCGUAGGAUCGAAGGCCAACGAUCAAGUCCUACUUGAUAGCUUAGAAGCACCUCCUCAAUUGCAAUCCCUUGGAAUAUUUGACUACGGAGGAAGUUCAUUCCCCAACUGGAUGAUGGAAUUGAACAAACUAACACACCUAAAGCUUCAUAGAUGUAGUAAAUGCAAUGUUUUGCCCCCUUUAGGGAAACUCCCAUUCCUUGAAUCACUUGAGAUCACGAAUAUGCCUAAUGUGGAGACGGUAGGUGUUGAAUUUCUGGGAAUAGAAUUAAACCAUGAGGAUGCUGUCAACGAAGGCUCCUCACCUGAUGCAGUUGCAUUUCCCAGAUUGAGAAAGCUUCACUUCAUAAAGUUGGAUGAGUGGAAAGGAUGGAUUGGAAUCAAUGUUAAUGGUGGAGACAAGAAGAUUAUGCCUCAACUGUCUUCUUUGUCAGUUGUAAACUGUGAAAAGUUAGAAUCACUUCCUGACUACAUAAAGAAGAAGGAAAAUCUGAAACCAGUUAUUGAAAGAUGUCCUUUGCUACCAGAAAACUAAAAGGCGCAAGAAUAGAUGAGGAGCUUGGAUUUCAAGAAACAAAGCAGAUUAAGGUCCAGUUUAGUGUGUUCAAAAUCUGCAACCACUGUGGAGUCUCCAAAUAAUGUUGCACAGAUGUGGGUUUUCAACUUUUCUGUGCUCUAUAUUAAAAAGGCUCUUAAGAAGUUGAAGAUGGAAGGUCUCUGGUGCUGGUGCCGAAAUUAAACUCCAGUUUUUCAAUAAAUUGUUUCCAGAGAAUAUUGCACAGCAGCACAGAUGUGUGAUUUCAACUCAGUUUGGCAAACAUCUAAUUUUGAUACUAUGAUCAUGAUGUAAUAAGUUAUGGCAAUGUGCUUGCAUGACUAUUAAGUUUGCUAUGACUAUUAAGUUUGCUAUCUAUAUUCUGUGAGAUUUCACUGUAAUUUUCCUCUUUCCAUGUUUGUGUUCCUCAGAGAACUUGUAAGUUGUAACACCAUGUGUGUAUAAUUUCGUAGCAUUUUCAGUUUGAAGUAAAAUUGGUGGCUGUUCUGUUUUCU